CACAAUGGAAUGAUGGGAAAUGCUUCAACUCCUUAACAAAUACAACUUCUGCGCAACGCUGAUAUGCUUGUAAAGUUACAAUAUCGGAGUUUAAUAUGGUUGGAUACGUUGGUUUUAAUGCAUGAUUCAUGUUUCCUAUCGGCUGAGAUUCAAGCGUUGGCGAAAAUCUGGGUUUGAAACACAUACCAUGCCAUAAAAAAAAAUCAGGAAAGGUUCGAGACUAGAAUGGGUCUCAUUAUGGACAGACCAAAGUCUGGAGAUUCUGACAACAGCAAUGAUGGCAAUACCGACCGUUGGCUAUUUACGAGCACAAAUGUCAUGCUCCGAGCAGAUAGAUCCAGAAAAAAAUCAUGAUUACUGAAUCGACACAGAAAAACGUUACGUUGAUCUGUACUCUUGAUACUAUAUGCACAGAAUUUAACUUAAUGGCUGUAGAAUUAUUCAAACCGCAAUACUACCUAUAGGAAUAAUGACCGAAAAGGCUCAAGAGAAAGAUGCUCCUAACGUUUGUACCACUGCUCGGCUUGAUAAUCGAUAGUGCCUCCGGCCAGGGGACUUUCUUCGAGCUGCUAUUCGAUGAAACGAGCAUGUUGCUGCGGAAUGAAACCAUCCGGCGGGUACCCGAUACUCAGCAUUUCCUGAAAGAGUACGAUUUCAUCGUUAUCGGCGCAGGAUCCGGUGGAUCGGUCGUAGUCAACCGACUUACUGAGGUGAAAAAUUGGAAUGUGCUCCUGUUAGAGGCCGGCAAGGAUGAAAACAUGUUGACCGAUGUUCCACUUACGGCAGGACUAACGAGUAUUACAGGCUACAAUUGGGGAUACAAGGCGGAUCCAAUGGAGGGUGCUUGCCUUGGGCUGGAGAACGGAGUAUGCAGUUGGCCCAAAGGUCGCGGAUUGGGCGGAACCAGUUUGAUAAACUUCCUGAUAUACACACGAGGACACUGGCGGGACUACGACGAUUGGGAGCGAGCGGGGAAUUUAGGCUGGGGCUAUCGAGAUGUGCUGCCGUACUUUAAAAAGUCCGAACGGGUCAAGAUUGGCAAAUUUAAAAGAUCGCGGUACCACUCGGACGCGGGCUACUUGGAUAUCGAGUACUCAUCGUAUGAAACGCCCAUGCUAAGAUCUUUCAUAGAGGCUGGUAAGCAGAUGGGCUAUCGUGAAACGGACCCGAACGGGGAAGAUAUGAUGGGAUUCUCGAAGGCCCAAGCCACAAUGCGCGAUGGAAGACGUUGCAGUGCGGGAAAAGCCUUCCUAAGACCUGUGGCGAACAGACCUAAUUUGCACAUUUCUAUGAACUCAAGAGUUACUCGGAUCCUGAUUGAUCCGGCAACCAAAAAGGCUUACGGGGUAGAAUUCAUGAAAAACAAGAAACGAUACGCCGUGAAGGCCAUUAAGGAGAUUAUUCUAUCGGCGGGAGCAAUAGCCUCUCCCCAAAUACUGAUGCUAUCAGGAAUAGGUCCGAAGGAACAUCUGCAAGAGGUCGGAAUACCUGUGAUUCAAGAUCUCAAGGUGGGAUACAACCUUCAGGAUCAUGUUACAUUACCUGGAUUAGUAUUCACGGUGAAUAAGCCGGUCACAAUUCGAGAACGAGACAUGCGCUCGCCGGCGGUUGUGAUAGACUACUUGGUUAAUGGGAAAGGACCGUUCACUAUUCCUGGAGGAGCGGAAGGAGUUGCGUUCGUGAAAACCAAUAUUUCGUUUCUGCCUCCUGAUUACCCAGAUGUUGAGUUGGUGCUUGGGACGGGUGCCUUCAACAACGACGACUCAGGUUCACUACGAGCUGGCUUCGGAAUGAGUAAAGAGUUUUAUCAGGAGACAUAUAGUUCAAUAUCCGGACAGCACGCAUUUGCAAUUUCUCCCGUUCUGAUGCGACCCAAAAGCAGAGGAAGAAUCAUGCUGAAAAGUAAGAACCCCUUCCAUUGGCCCAGUAUGAAGGGGAAUUUCUAUCAGAACUAUGAUGACCUGCUGGUUCUUCGAGAGGGAGCAAAAUUAGCAGUACAAAUAGCGGAAUCCUCAAAGUUUGCUCGAUUCGAUGCUAGGUUACACGAUAAACCAUUUUUAGGCUGUGAACAUCAUUCUUUCCGGAGUGACGCGUAUUGGGAAUGUUGUAUCCGGCGAAUUGGUACAAGUCUUCAGCACCAGUCUGGAACUUGUAAAAUGGGACCUCCCAGUGAUCCAGAAGCCGUAGUAAGUCCACAGCUUCAAGUGUAUGGUAUUCGGGGGCUUCGUGUAGCCGACUGUUCUAUCAUACCGACGAUUCCGGCCUCUCAUACAAACGCAGUAGCAUUUAUGAUCGGUGAAAAGGCUGCCGAUAUGAUCAAAGAGUAUUGGAUCAACGAAAUUCGAUAAUCCCGCGGAAGUGUGUCGUAAAGUGUGAUAUCUAGUCAGUAGUUAACAUCACGGAUCAAUAUAUAUUAUUAUGUUUUUUGAUGAAUUCUUUGUCUUUUUCAAUGCGUUGCCUUCUCUAGUCUACUCUUGUCUCACAUAAGUAAACUUUACUGAAAUGAACUAUUGGUGAUCUUAAUCUUAUCAUACAUUCCAUUAUGUACUAAUUUGUCUUUUACAUCGACUGAUGUUUACUCGAAGAUAACGUAAAUAGUAUUAAGCGAA
Toxorhynchites rutilus septentrionalis is the source of this 2609-nucleotide messenger RNA. Its product is annotated as glucose dehydrogenase [FAD, quinone]. NCBI's taxonomy places the organism in Eukaryota, Metazoa, Arthropoda, Insecta, Diptera, Culicidae. The record is from RefSeq and is a predicted model, not a curated record. Gene Ontology annotation, molecular function: flavin adenine dinucleotide binding; oxidoreductase activity, acting on CH-OH group of donors. The transcript has 7 exons. The coding region runs from base 495 to 2348 and encodes 617 amino acids.